AUGUCUACCACAAACGCAGACCCCUGUCUCAUGCACUUUCUCAUACCCGGAACCCGUCCGUCCGUCGGCAAAAACCUCUCCACAUGCAUAUCAUCAACAGCAGCAGCAACAGCAGCAAUAACAGCAUCAUCACCCACGGCAGUUGGCGCAGAAGCCUCAGAGCCUCUUGCCACUAAAAUAGCAACAUCCGGCGAAUUCUCGCGCUUACCCUGUACCACCACUACAUCCAAUGCGCCCACCUUGUCUUUUACUUCUAGCGGUGCAUCUGGUGUUGGUGCUGAUACUAAUACUGAUGCUAAUGCUAGUGUUGCCUAUUCGGUCACCACGGCCACAGCUCGUAUGGGGAAACCUCUACCAUCUCUUUCUCUCAACUUUCCUUCCUCAACUCCAACUUAUACUCCCUCAUCACCCCCAGCUAGCCCAAUGAAGCCUGCGUCCCGACUUUCUACAGCUCUUGCAACAGCAUCAUCACAAGUAUCACUUAGCGAUCCAACCCUAGGACAUUUAGUUGUACAACAACGACAACAACAACAACAACAACAACAACAGCAACAACAUCUUGCUAUGGAUCCUGACGCACAAAUUCUGGCAAGUGCACGAACACUUCUUCAACAAGAACUUAAAACUGGAACAUCUAGCAAAAACGAUCCCAUGCACGCGACAUACCUCCGACUGGCACUACGUGCUCUCGACACCCUAGCCGCGUCGCCCAAUUGGCGCAUCACAAUUGUUGUGGCCGGAAUCCCCGGAUCUGGCAAAUCAACAUUGGCUGCAGCUGUGGCUGAGAUCCUCAACAAGGCAUAUACUGCAGCUUUAGAAUCCAAUUCUUCUUCUUCUUCUUCUCUCUCUCCUCCUUCUUCUUCUUCUACCACGACUUCUGCGCUAAUUCUACCUAGUACCCCCCGCAAAUCGUUCAGUUUGCCAUCGGGUGCAUCAACUGACAAUAAUAAAAACCACACUGGCUCAGUCGGAUUUGCAGCAACCGUCACCAUGGACGGAUACCAUCUCACACGAGCCCAGCUCGAUAAGUUCCCGAACCCCGCAGAAGCUCACGCACGCAGAGGAUCCCCAUGGACUUUUGACGCACAGGGUGUGGUCGAUAUGGCACGGACUCUCCGUGCGUCAUGCGUGUCCCGGUUUACAAACACAGACGAAUAUUGCGAAGAUUACUUUUCUUGCCCCCGGCAAUCUUUGUCCUCACAAACUCUGUUACCAAUUGACAUUGUGGGGCUGUCUCCUCCCGCGCGGAUGUUGUCCUCCAUGUCGUCGUCGUCGUCGACCUCAAUGUCACCUUCAUUGUUAAGUUCCUACAAAGAUCUUAGUCAUCACACAAACAUUAAUAAUAACCCCGUUAUUAUUAAUAAAACCCCGGAUAAUGCAUCAUCCCAAUGCUGUCACAAUCCAUCAGCCGUGCCUUCUACGAUGGUCACAGUUCUGCCUGCUUCGGCUUCUGAUUCUAUCACCAAUUUAACACUGCCUGCAACCCCAGGCCGUGAUGACGAGGGUGAUCAUGGUGUUUCCAAUGCCCAUGUCCACAAGAUUCUGGACCAGCAACAGCAGGAACUGCCCCCAACACUUUAUUUCCCUUCGUUUGACCAUGCUGUCAAGGACCCCACGCCUAAUGGCAUUAUGGUCCAAUCUAACGCUCGCAUCGUCAUGCUCGAAGGCCUGUACUUGCUUUACAAUGAAGCACCCUGGCGCGACAUUGCAGCCACCGCUGAUGAUUCGUGGAUGCUGGAUGUGACUGUCGACGUGGCUACCAGCAGAUUGGCUGCUCGACACCUUGAUGCAGGCAUUGUGACGUCGCUUGAGCAGGGUCUUGAGCGCGUCCGUACUAAUGAUGAACUCAAUGCAAGACUCAUCCAAGCAAACACUGUUGAGCCCCAGCUGUGGGUCCAGAGUGUGCCUUAUUCUGUUUAA
Magnusiomyces paraingens is the source of this 1920-nucleotide messenger RNA. RefSeq lists its product as uncharacterized. Lineage: Eukaryota; Fungi; Ascomycota; Dipodascomycetes; Dipodascales; Dipodascaceae. The record is from RefSeq and is a predicted model, not a curated record. The coding region runs from base 1 to 1920 and encodes 639 amino acids. The transcript has a single exon. Gene Ontology annotation, cellular component: cytoplasm.